Dictyostelium discoideum AX4 is the source of this 3333-nucleotide messenger RNA. RefSeq lists its product as hypothetical. The transcript has 2 exons. Lineage: Eukaryota; Evosea; Eumycetozoa; Dictyosteliales; Dictyosteliaceae. Gene Ontology annotation, cellular component: nucleus; Golgi apparatus. The coding region runs from base 1 to 3333 and encodes 1110 amino acids. The record is from RefSeq and is a predicted model, not a curated record.
AUGAAACAUUUCAAGAGAUUUUAUGAUUUCAAAACUUAUCUUGGAGGUUCUUCACCAACAGAUACAAAUGAAACUACAGAUUCAUCUUCACAAUCUCAAAUUGAAAAUGAAGAAAUAAAUAAAACCUCAAAUAAUAUAAAUAUAUCAACCGAAUUAUCAUCUUCUACAACAUUAAAUAAGUCACAGAAUAAUAAUAAUAAUAAUAAUAAUAAUAAUAAUAAUAAUAAUAAUAAUAAUAAUAAUAAUAAUAAUAAUAAUAAUAAUAAUAAUAAUAAUAAUAAUAAUAAUAAAGAAACAAACUCAUUAUCAACAACACAAUUUAAAUUUAUAAAUGUUCAAGUUUCAGAUUCAGUUUUAUCAAUCUCUACAAAAUAUAAUAUGACAGAAGAGGAUUUAAUGAUAUUAAAUAGAUUAGAGUCAAAGAAUUUAUAUCCAGGUCAAACAUUAAUAGUUUGUUUUAACUUUUUAUCAAAUAAUCCUUUAAAAUCUCUUAAAAAGAAACCAUCAUUUAAUAAUAAUAUUAAUAAUGAUAAUAAUGAUAAUAAUAAUAAUAUAAUUGAAGAAAAUGAAAAGAGAUUAAUGAAAUUUUUUACAAAAGGAUUUAUUGAUGAUGGUGGUGGGGGUUGUGGUGGUGAGGUUGAGGGUGGUAGUGGAAGAUUAUUGGAUAUUGUUAAUUCAUAUCCAUUGUUAUUACCAAGAUUAAGAGAAAAGUUUAGUAUAUCAAUGUACAGUAAGGAUAUCAAUACUUUAGAUGGUCAUAUUAUAGAACAAGAUGGUCAACAUCAUUCAUUAUGUUCAUCAUCCACUGAUCAAAUCAAUAGAAAUAGAGCGAAAUCACUAAUACUAUCAAAUUUAAACAUUGAUAAUGUUUUAUUCAUUCAACAAAAUAUUCAACAUCAACAAUAUUAUCAACAAUCUUCACAACAACAUCAAUAUAAAAUUAAUAUAAUAAUGGGUACUUUAAAAUUUUUAAGUGGUUCUUUAAUUUUAUUUAAUCCAAAAUCAAAUAAUAAUAAUAAAUUAGAAAUAUUAUUUAAUAAUAUAUCAGGAUGGAAAUUAAGUAUUUAUGAUAAGGAUCAAAAUGUUUUAAAGAUAAAUCAUGAUCAUUUGUCAGUACUUUCAUCAAAUUCAAUGUUACUUUGUAUUUAUUUGAAAUCUUAUAUACAAGAUUCUUAUAAAAAGAACUUUAUAAUUGUAAAUAGUAAUAAUAGUAAAAAGAAUAAACAAACAACUUAUGAUUUGAAAUCAUUACAUUCAGUUUUAAAAGAAUUAUUUAAUGGUAUACCACAUGUUGAAAAUGAAUCAACUUUACCAAUACCUCAAGGUGGUCCUUCAAAUUGGGAUAAAUUAUUAUCACAACCAAUCUCUGAGUUGUUAUUAUUAUCUUCAAUUGCUCCACCAAAUCAAAAUCAAAAUCAAAAUAAUAAUAAUACUUCACCUCUUUCGCCAAUUAAAUCAUCUUUUGGUUUUAGUAUUAAUCAAUUAAAGAGUUCAAGCGGUACAACACAAAUACUAAAUGAUAAUAAAGAUUUAACUAAUAAUAGUGUUGGUAUUAAUAAUAAUAAUAAUAAAAAUAAUGACAAUAGCAAUAACAAUAAUAAAGAAAACAAAGAAAUUAAAGAUAGCAAUAAUAAUAAUAAUAAUGAAAAUAAUAUAUUAUCACCAACUAAAGAAAAUACAAAUCAAAAUUCAAUUAUAUCACCAUUUAAAAAGACAUUGGAUACAGAAGUUUUUAAAUAUGAAUUAUUUUCUUUAUUUGAUGAAACUCGUAGAGUUGAAGGUAUUUUAACUAUUUUACCAAAUUGGUUAAUAUUUCAAGCAAAUGUAAAUGAUCCAUUAGUAAAGAAAGAGGGAAGUUUAAAAUUUCAAUUAAAUUUUAUGAUGGAUCAAGUUGCUUAUUGUUCAAUUAUACCAAAACCUUCUUCAUUAUCAAUAUCAACUGAUAAUGUAAAUAAUAAUCAAAAUAAUAAUAAUAAUAAUAAUAAUAAUAAUAAUAAUAAUAAUAAUAAUAAUAAUAAUAAUAAUAAUAAUAAUAAUAAUAAUCAAAAUAAUAAUAAUGGUGGAGAUUUACAAUUUAAUAUGGAAGAAGAAAAAAUAGAAAAUGAAUCAUCUGAAGAAAAGAAAGAUAAUCAAAAUAAUAAUAAUAAUAAUAAUAAUAAUAAUAAUAAUAAUAGUUUAAUUUCAUCAAAUAUUAAUUCAACAGGUUUAAAUAAUAGUAAUAACGGAAUUAAUAUUUUAAAGAAAUCAAUAUCAACAAAGAGUUUAGUUUAUACAGGUAUACAUAUUAUAGUUUUUUUAGAGAAUAAUCAAGUUGAAAAAGAUAUUGUAUUGGAAUGUGAUGAUGAAGAUUCAAAUAGUAUUUGUGAGAGAAUUAAUAAAUCAAUAGAGAAUAGUAAAAAGAAAUUACCACAAAUAACUAGACAAAUUAAUUAUUCAAUUUCACCUUCAACUUCACCUUCUUCACAAUUCACAUUAUUACAUAAUAGAACAACAACACCAACUAAAUCAAAUACAUCAACACCAACACCAACACCAACACCUUCAACAUCAUUUACUAGAAACUUUUUAAAUUUUAGUUCUUUUUUCGAUUUAAAUUCAUCAACGACUCAAGAUAGUAAUGAUACAACUAUUGAUCUCACAACAAAUCACAACAAUGAAUUAUUUAAUUAUAAGACAGGUAGUGAAUAUGAUGAUGACAAUGAUGACGAUGAUGAUGAUGACGAUGAUGAUGAAAAUUAUAAUAAUGGUGAUAAAGAAAAUGGAGAAAUUAUUCAACAUAUUAGAAUUAUUGAUUUUAUUCCAACACUUUUUGGUUCAAAUUCACCACCAAUUAUUGAACCUGAAGAUGCUAGAAAGAUAGUUAGACAUUUACCACCAAUUGUUCAACUUAAAAAUUGGAAUUUACUUUAUAAAACUGUACAGCAUGGUAUUUCAAUGAAUACUUUAUAUAGUAAAACCAAAGAUCAAGGACCUGUUGUAUUGGUUAUCAAAGAUUCAGAAUCAAGAGUUUUUGGUGGUUUCAUAUCGGAAUCAAUUAAAAGUACAAAGAGUUACUAUGGAUCUGGUCAAUGUUUUGUUUUCUCUUUGGUGGAUAAAGAUGAUUUUAAAUAUUAUCCUUGGUCAAAGAAAAAUGAAUGUUUUGUACAAUCCACUGAUAAUUAUAUCUCAAUGGGUGGUGGUAUAGAUGGUAAAUAUGCACUUUGGGUUGAUAAUGAAAUGAAUUUUGGUGUCACUAGUCCAUGUUUAACUUAUGAUAGUCAACCUUUAACAAAUGGUGGUUUAGAAAAUCAAGAUUUCAAAUGUAUUGAAUUAGAAAUUUGGGGUUUUGAUUAA